AUCACAUACAGUUAGCAGACCCCACGUUCUUAGAUUCCAAACAAAUUGACAUUUUAAUAGGCGCGGAUCAAUUUUGGAAUUUAUUAUGCGAUGGUAAAAUUAGAUUACGUAAAGGACCAUAUUUACAAUCUACCAAGCUAGGCUGGAUCAUAUCCGGUCCGAUUUACAAUAAUAAUAAUAAUCAUAAUUCACGCGAUGAUACUAGGCGGGUUCAUUGUCAUUUCACGCAGACAAUUGAAACUCAACUAAGAAAGUUUUGGGAGAUCGAGGAAGCCUCCACUAUCUCCGACAAGCGCACGGACGAGGAGCGCGCCUGCGAGGAGCACUUCGUGCGCACCACCACGCGCGCCGCCGACGGCAGGUUCUGCGUGCGCAUCCCUCACAAACUGUCACCAGACACGCUAGGUGAAUCCUAUUCCCAGGCGGAGCGUCGCUUCUUAGCUUUAGAGCGGCGGCUGCAGCGUUCUGCUGAGUACAAACAGUUGUACAGUAAUUUCAUUCACGAAUACGAAGAUCUCGGGCACAUGAGCCGCGUGGAGGCGCCCGGCAGCCCGCACUACUUCCUGCCGCACCACGGCGUGCUGCGGCCCGGCAGCAGCUCCAGCCCGCUGCGCACCGUGUUCGACGGCAGCGCCGCCACCUCCACCGGCGUGUCGCUCAACGACAUACAGAUGGUAGGGCCUCCUAUACAGGGUGAUUUAAUCGAUAUCAUGCUUCGCUUUCGACAAUACCGCUAUGUUGCUUGCGCUGACAUUGCAAAAAUGUACCGGCAGUGCUUGGUAGCUGAAGACCAACGCGACUUGCAGCUUAUUCUCUGGCGCGAUGAACCGACACAACCCAUCAGCAUUUAUAAACUAAGAACCGUGACAUAUGGGUUGGCUUCAUCAGCUUUCCUCAGCGUAAGGUGCUUGAAGCAAUUAGCUGUCGAAAGUACUGAUCCGGACGUCCAGCGAGUAAUUAAUUGCGAUUUUUAUGUCGACGAUAUGGUCACGGGUUUAGACGACAAAAAUGAUUUGUUAAAGCUUUGUACAAAUGUUUCAAACACACUUCAGUCAGGCUGUUUUCCAUUACGCAAAUGGAUUUACAACUUUGUACCCGAUGAUAGCAGCUAUGAUCAGCAGUCGGACUAUAAAUCAUUCAAUGAUAAUAACAAUGAUAACCAUAGAACAUUGGGCAUAGGUUGGUCUCCCAUCAGUGAUGAAUUUCAUUUCAAUACCAAUUAUAAAAACAAUGAAAAUUCUAUUACAAAGCGCACUAUCUUAUCUAGCGUUUCUCAAAUUUUCGACCCGCUAGGUUUCCUCAGUCCAACAAUAAUGCAAGCUAAGGUUUUAUUGCAACGACUUUGGCUUCUAAAGAUAUCCUGGGACGAUGAACUACCUAAUGACGUCACGCAAGUCUGGGUUCGAUUCGUCUCAUCAUUACCUAUUCUUGAUAAAAUAAGAAUCCCGCGUCAUGCUAUAGGUAUAAAUCCAAAAUUUAUUGAAUGUCACGUAUUUGUCGACGCUUCUCAGUCGGCAUAUGGGACGUGUAUUUACUUACGCACCAUCAGUGCUGAUAACGAUAACACACCACACAGUGUUACAAUGCGUUUGUUGUGUUCCAAGGGUCGAGUCGCGCCGGUCAAGCCUGUCAGCAUCCCGCGACUAGAGCUAUGCGGUGCUUUGCUAGGUGCACGAUUGUAUACAAAGACCCAGAUGACUUAACUCCACUUAGCCCUGGUCACUUCCUGGUUGGUCGGCCGCUGACGGCGCCCGCCUGCCCCGACUACAGCGCCACGCCCACGCACCGACUGUCACGAUACCAAAGGCUGGAACAAAUACGACAGCAAUUCUGGUCCCGCUGGGCCAAGGAGUAUGUUUCUGAGUUGCAGGUUCGAGUGAAGUGGUGGCAAAAUAAUACCGACCUUCAACCCAACACAUUGGUCGUCAUAAAAGACGACAACUUGCCGCCGUUGAAAUGGCAAAUGGGCCGCGUGGAGAAGACCUUCCCAGGCAAAGACGGGAUCUCGAGGGUGGCCGACAUCCGUACGUCCUCAGGCAUCCUCAGACGACCGUACACGAAGAUUUGUCCUCUUUCAGCUGAUGGCCAUGAUACUUAAUUACCUAAAAUUUCAUUGAAACUGGAUCAUUUCAAGGCCGGGGGCAUGUUGAAGACGCACGCACACAUGCAUAUGACCUAUAGACGACGCACACAACUACAGAUGGUCAUCAACCAAUCACACGGCGCCGCGAUGUCGUGAUAAAUCAUUUCAUUGGCUAUUUACAUGUUCCCUUCCCCUUGUCCUCGAUCUAUGUAACCAAAAAUUAUUAAUAUACUACCUGUUUGAGUUUUGAACGAUAAA
This is a messenger RNA of Plutella xylostella (diamondback moth), 2341 nucleotides long. RefSeq lists its product as uncharacterized. NCBI's taxonomy places the organism in Eukaryota, Metazoa, Arthropoda, Insecta, Lepidoptera, Plutellidae. The record is from RefSeq and is a predicted model, not a curated record.